Molecule: messenger RNA, 1504 nt
Organism: Caenorhabditis sp. 36 PRJEB53466
Lineage: Eukaryota; Metazoa; Nematoda; Chromadorea; Rhabditida; Rhabditidae
Source: the annotation of a GenBank genome assembly
AUGAACGGCACUUCGCAUUCGAUUUGGAAUGAGAAUCCGACGUUUUACCGGUUGGCGAAGCGAUUCUACUCUGCCCUCCUCACCAUCAUCUAUCCGUUCGCCCAUUAUUGUGUGCUCCGCAAAUCACCGAAAAAUUUCGGGGCUCUCAAGUGGGUCAUCUACUUUCACACUGUUUGGUAUGCACCUUUUUGUUGAAUAUUUGUUGAACAUUUUAGACGUUUACAGUAUAACUUGUGAAUGGUUAUCCAACGCUUUUCUCAUAGACAUUUUCGCUUUUCAACCGACGGUUGUCAUCCGAUUAGAUGGCCUUUUGAGCGGAUCUUUCGAUGCUGUCACUCUUUUCAUUUGGUACACUUUUAUCGAAGAAAGUGGGUUUUUGGACACAGCAUUUUAUAAAUGAAAAUGUAUCGAACAACUUUUCAGGCACCUCCACUUCGGCCCUAAUUCUGUUCACGAGCCGUCUCAUGCUGAUAGUCAACAUGUACCGUCCGUACCGUUCCUACAAACGCUACUUUCUGGAAUUUCUGGUCUACCUACUGGUGACCGCCUUCGGAAUGUGGUCCACAGCAAUUACAAUAGCACACCUACCCGAUCAGGCUACGGCUAAAAAUCAAAUGAGUCAAGUGAGCGAUUCUUAGUAAAAGAGAGCUAAAAGUUGAGGUUUUCAGGAAGCGUUCUAUCCGGACUGCCUCUUCGAGCCCUCUACCAUCGUCGUCAGUGAUACGAAUUCGGGAAGUGAGGGAUGGAUUGCCGUCCUGACGAUCGUCAACUGGAUCUCUAUCGGAAUCGCCAUUUUCGCGUCCGCCAAAAUCGCUUUCUGGAUGUUGUCGCGAAGAAUGGUGAACGAGUCGGAGACGACGAAGAAAAUGCACCGAAAGUUCAACCAGAGGACAAUUUUUCAGGUUAGAAAGAAGUUUGGAUGGAUAUCAUACAGUUGCGAAACGUCCCGAGGACGCCAAAUUUGUUUUACAAAACAUUCACACCCCGUAUUUUACUUUUGCAGUUGACAACUUUUUUCUGCGAUCAUCCUGGGGAUUGCUGUAGCGCUUGGAAGUUUGCAAUGAAAUGCAGUAGCUAAUGUGGACCUUAACUUCAAAGCGCUAUAACACUCCAAGAAGAGGUUGUCAAGUACAAAAAUAUUGUACUACAUACAAACUUCUCACAAAAACACUUUGAGAUCCAUAGGACACUCUGCAACUGUACAAUAUCCAUUCAAAGUUUUAAAUGUUCUCAGGCGGUCGUGUACCUCUCGUUCGCGUCCAUUCCGUUCACGGCCCUCUACACCACCAUCCUGUUCGAAGUUUACAUUCCGGGACUCUCGUACUUUAUCGAUUUCUUCUCGGAAAACCACCCGACCGCCUGCGCCGUCACUCUAUUUCUCUAUUAUGAUCCGUACAAAUCGUACCUGUUCGAAGUGCUCAGAGUUCGCAAAUCCAGUAUAGAUAUGGGCAAGAGUUCGACGAUUCUCGUGGAUAAAUCACCCACAUUUGUUAUUCGAAAUUGA